Messenger RNA from Triticum dicoccoides, 1857 nucleotides. RefSeq names its product protein GFS12-like. Bases 97 to 1347 code for a protein of 416 amino acids. Lineage: Eukaryota; Viridiplantae; Streptophyta; Magnoliopsida; Poales; Poaceae. Gene Ontology annotation, molecular function: protein binding. The record is from RefSeq and is a predicted model, not a curated record. The transcript has 7 exons.
CCUGGCAACGACACCUCGUCUGAGGUUGUUCCAACAGAACUUUUUAACGGGGCAGGGUCGUCUGUGUCUCAAUCUCAAAUCCCUAAAACUGGUUGGAUGGCAGCUUCCAAGCACAGAUCUAGGCUUGAGCAUGGGACAUCUAGUGACAAUUUGUCUACAUCAACUUCUGGAAAUCAGCCGUGGUUUUGGUUCCCUACUCCUGACAGUAGUUGGGGCGUACCAGAUCUUCUUGGACGUAAUAGCGGUUUGAAGGAUGAACUUCCAUGGAAGAUCGAAGCUUCAGUCCUUUAUUCAGCCCGUGCACACCCUGGGGCUCUGCGGUCAUUAGAAGUCCAUGAUGAUGAGUGCACGAUUUUUACUGGGGGAGUUGGACCUGGUUUUAAAGGAAGUGUACAGCGUUGGGAGUUGGCCAACAUGAAUUGCACAUCUGGAUAUUACGGGCAUGAAGAGGUUGUCAAUUCCAUCUGUAUCCUGUCAAUUACUGGAAAAGUAGCUUCUUGUGAUGGCACGAUUCAUAUUUGGAAUGGGCAGACAGGAAAGCUCAUAGCAGCUCAUACCGAGUCCUCAACAAGCUUUCCGCUGCAAACUGCAUCUGUUGAACAGGCAAACAUGCUUAAUCAGGACGCGCUCUCAGGUGGAAUACUGUCGAAUGCAUUUCGUGGUAGCUUGUAUACGACCAUGCAUUACAUGGCAUCUGAAGAUAAACUUGUUGCUGGCAUGGGAAAUGGAUCUAUCAGAUUUAUUGAUAUCUCUCGGGAUCAGAAGCUGCAUUUAUGGAAGAGUGAUUCGGCUGAAAUCUCCUUCUCAUCACUCGUGUCAGCUAUUUGCUCGUCUGGCUCAAACAAGCCGAGGAAUGGAAGCCUAGUGGCUUCAUCAUCCUGGAUUGCAGCAGGUCUAAGCUCUGGUUAUUGUCGAUUACUUGAUGAGCGUAGUGGAAAAAUCAUUGCAGUUUGGCGAGCACAUGAUGGUCACAUUACGAAGAUGGCAUCACCAGAGGACCACUUGAUUGCUUCUAGCUCCCUUGACAAGACACUUCGAAUUUGGGAUCUAAGAAGGAACCUAUCAGUCCAGUCAAACGUUUUCAGAAGCCAUUCAGAUGGCAUCUUUGACUUCUCUGUUUGGGGUCAAGACCUGGUUUCAGUGUCAAGAAACAAAAUUGCACUUACUUCCCUAUCGAGACCAACAAGUGAGAUCGGAAAUCAGCAGCUCGUACUUCAGAACUUAUAUUCGUCUGACAGAGGAGUUAAAUAUAAAAACAUGUCUGUUCUUUCGGCUAUUUCUGUGCUUCCUUUGUCAAGAUUGUUUGUCGUUGGAACAGAAGAUGGUUUUCUCAAAAUCUGCCAUUAGAUGUUUCCAGUAGUGGUAUAAGAAAGUAAAUGCCGCGUACAUACUUUGACAAAACAGUCGUGGAAACGCAACCGAAUGACGGCAGCGGCGACACCAGACAGCAGUGACUGCCUGCUGAACCAGGUUCUCUGCCAAUGGGCAGCUCUUACUGUAGAAUCGGACUUUCAGGCCGGCGCCUACAGCGGCAAUGUGGAGAAGGGCAAGGGCGGCGACUGCCGAGGUGACGAGCAGGCACUUCAUUUUUUUUCAUUUUUUUUGCGAAAAGAGCAGGCACUUUUCAGUUGCUUGUGUCUCUUCUUGGUCCCAGUUGUAGGUCUCAUGGGUUUAUAUAGCAGACUAGAUCUCAUGAACUUCAGUUGCUUGUGUCUCUUCUUGAUCCUAUUCCUAUAUCUCAUGGGUUUAUAUAGCGGACUAGAGUGGUUUUGCGCUCGAAAUGGAAGGGCAUGUUUGUCAACAGGGGUGUAAAAGCUCGGUGCUGCACAAGUGGUGUCAUUUGCUUGCGCUUUUCUA